Molecule: messenger RNA, 2066 nt
Organism: Agelaius phoeniceus (red-winged blackbird)
Lineage: Eukaryota; Metazoa; Chordata; Aves; Passeriformes; Icteridae
Gene: CHAC2
Product: ChaC glutathione specific gamma-glutamylcyclotransferase 2
Biological process (GO): glutathione catabolic process
Cellular component (GO): cytoplasm
Molecular function (GO): glutathione specific gamma-glutamylcyclotransferase activity
Source: RefSeq, a predicted model, not a curated record
CUGCGCAGGCCCCGCCGGGCCGGGCCGCCAUGUGGGUGUUCGGCUACGGCUCCCUCAUCUGGAAGGUGGAUUUCCCCUACCAGGAGAAGCUGGUGGGGCGCAUCCGCGGCUACAGCCGGCGCUUCUGGCAGGGCAGCACCGACCACCGCGGGGUGCCGGGCAAGCCUGGAAGAGUUGUGACGCUGGUUGAAGAUGCUGAGGGCAGCGUGUGGGGCGUCGCCUACCGAUUACCAGCCGGGCAGGAGGGAGAGGUGAAAGCCUACCUGGAUUUCCGGGAGAAGGGCGGCUACAGGACCACCACGGUGAUCUUCUACCCCAAGGACCCGUCGGUGCAGCCCUUCGACGUGCUGCUCUACAUCGGCACCCGCGACAACCCCAACUACCUGGGCCCCGCGCCGCUCGAGGACAUCGCGCGCCAGAUCCUGGGCGCCGCCGGGCCCAGCGGCAGGAACACCGAGUACCUGUUUGAGCUGGCCAACUCCAUCAGGAACCUCGUGCCCGAGGAUGUGGACGAGCACCUCUUCUCCUUAGAGACACUGGUCAAGGAGCUCUUGAGCAAGCACCAAAAUCUCAACUGUCUGUGAAGUGUGACCUCGUAACAGGCCUGGUUCUGGUGUUCUGAUGCCUGGGAGGAAUGCUCCUCUGCAUUGUGCUGUCCUAAUUAGUGCUGCAUAUCUUAAUUAAUGCUGCAUUCAGAAUAGGAGUUGGUUACUUAAAACUGCCAAAAUCAUUCUCCCAUUCUUUCUCAAGAAAGGAGAGCAAAUAAGUCUUCUAAGUUCAAAUCCAAAUAUCUCAGCUUUUCAUCCAAAGACUACACCUCAAGACAACCACCUAAACUUCUCUUUAUGUUUUAUUAUUAUUUCAGGUUUAAAAUAAAUCUUUAGAAUAUUUUUGGGGUCAAAAUUGGCAUGCAGAGACAAGUUCCUUAAGAUUUAAGUGAUAGUUUGUUCUGGUCCUAGACCACAGUGCAGGAAUUUUAAGUGGUUGGCCUAAAUUGUGUAGUAGAAAAUUUAUAUCAACAUUCAACUCCUCUGAAAUGAAGUUACACCACUGAAUUAGUCAUCUCACCCUUUAUAUGUUACUUUAUCCUUAAAUGCAGAGGAUAAACCAUUUUAUUGUAAAGGAGAUAAUUCCUUCCCUUGGCUGCUGAUGUCAAGCCCUGAAAACCAAAGCUCUGGGCACUCUGACUCAAACAAGCCAUAACCUGUCAGUGCCUCGUUUUAAUUUUUAAUCUUAAUACCAAGAAUAACUCCAAAAUACUAAAAUUAACUAAGAGCCUGACUUGAAGUCACAACACAGCAAGAAGAGCAACUUUCAUCUCUGUUACUUCAGGUGCUGUUGUGGCCCCCAUCUCUUUGAAAAUCCCAGCUGCAAGGAUAGAUUUUAGUUUCACCAACAGAAGGUAAUUAAGGGAGGAACCCUCUCUCCAGUAACCUUAGGGGUGUGUAUGGACAUCCCAAGAGGGUUGGGAAGCCCCAGUUUAGGCUGGUAGGCUUCCUGAUGCAAUCCGUCCCAACAUGGGCUUGUCUUGCUCCUCAAAACUCUUUAUUUUUAUUAACUUUUAACCGAGUAUAUUUUUAUAUCUUAAUAUAAAUGGUCCUGUUCCAAACACCACGAAACAUCCUGAUUUCCCAUCCAGGGAAUGUGUGUUUAGUAGCAGCCUGGAAGCCUGGAUUCUGCAUCAGUAAUUGCAAAAAAAGUGUGGUUUUCCCCUAAAAAAGGUUGACCUUUCCUGUUCUUUACAUCUUCCUGGUUUAUAUUUGUAAAGAUAAAAGUGUGCAAUGGCACUCUCUGCUUUCUUGAAAAUUCUUUUUAGAUUUAAAAAUUCUUUCCUCAAAGACUUAUCCUUGUUCAUUAAAAGAGGGCAGGGGAUCCAGAACCAUCAGGGCUGAUCCUCCCUUUAAAAUGCUAAUUAUUUAAGUACUGUGAUUCUGUGUAGCUCCACAUUCUCUGUCUUUGCCUCCAAGAUUUUGUUGGUUCUUUGCUUCUUAAAUGCAUAAACCAUUGCAAUAAUACACGUUCCUGUGUAGGAUUUCAGUGCAAUAAAAAAGCAUUACAAUGACUAA